Messenger RNA from Ceraceosorus guamensis, 2110 nucleotides. Its product is annotated as putative SIK1-involved in pre-rRNA processing. Gene Ontology annotation, molecular function: snoRNA binding. Gene Ontology annotation, cellular component: box C/D methylation guide snoRNP complex; small-subunit processome. NCBI's taxonomy places the organism in Eukaryota, Fungi, Basidiomycota, Exobasidiomycetes, Ceraceosorales, Ceraceosoraceae. Bases 299 to 1900 code for a protein of 533 amino acids. The record is from RefSeq and is a predicted model, not a curated record. The transcript is spliced from 5 exons.
CUUUGUGACUGUUGUAGGUGCAAUCAGAAGAGAGAGCCGUCUGCAGAGGUUCUUCUGAGUGCCAUUCAUUCGCAGCCUCUCAACUUUGAGCUCACACUUCCCAGGCAAUCUCUUGGAAGUCGCUCAGACGCAUCCGCUACCUCGCCACGCUCCAAGACACUCGAUUGUGACACCGCACUUCCCUCCCUGCGGACACUCCGCACCACCAGAUUCGUCGCGCCGACGCCAACACCAGCACUCAUCGCCGCUCACCCAGACAUCAUCACCCGUUCUUCUGAGUGGUGCAAGAUCAUCAAUCAUGUCGAGCACACCCACACACAUUCUUUUCGAGUGCGCCACAGGAUGUGCGAUCCUGCAAGUGCUGCAAGUCGAGGAGAUUGGCAGCAACACCAAAGCGGUGCAGGAGAGCGUGAAGGACAUUCACAAUUUCUCGAGGAUGGUCAAAUUGAUCUCCUUCUCGCCUUUCAAGAAUGCUCUCGACGCCUUGCAAUCGUGUCUCGACGUUUCAGAGGGUGUUCUCAAUGAGCAUCUCAAGUCACUCCUCACACUUAACUUGGCGCCGGCAGGCAAAAAGGCAAAGGGCGUCACCCUGGGAGUGGCAGAGCGCGGGCUGGCAGGUGCGAUAGUCUCCGAGCUUGGCAUCCAGUGCGAUACGGGAGAUCGAUCGCAGGAGCUCGUUAGAGGCAUUCGUUUGCACGCCGAGAAGCUUUUGUCAGGAUUGUCAGAGGGCGACAUGGACAGAGCUCAAUUAGGUUUGGGUCACAGUUAUAGCAGGAGCAAGGUCAAAUUUAACGUCAACAGAAGCGACAACAUGAUCAUCCAGGCCAUUGCGCUGUUGGACACCUUGGACAAAGACGUCAACACGUUCGCAAUGCGUGUUAGAGAAUGGUAUGGCUGGCACUUUCCUGAACUGGUCAGACUGGUUUCGGACAACAUGAUCUAUGCCAAGCUGGCAAGCUUUAUCAGGUCCAAGGAGCGUCUCUCCGAGGAUCACCUAGAGGAACUGGCAGAGAUUCUGGAUGGCGACGACACGGCGGCGAGGAAUGUGCUGGAUGCGAGUAGAGCGAGCAUGGGAACCGAGAUCAGCGAAGUUGACAUGGACAACAUUGACUCUUUCGCCGAGCGCGUCGUUGAGCUGGCUGCGUAUCGCAAACGGAUGCACGCAUACUUGGUGGAGAAGAUGCACCUCGUGGCACCUAACCUUUCGGCGCUGAUAGGAGAGGUCAUCGGAGCGCGUUUGAUCUCGCAUGCUGGUUCGUUGACAAAUUUGGCCAAGUACCCUGCCUCGACUGUCCAAAUUCUCGGUGCCGAAAAGGCGCUCUUCAGAGCGCUCAAGACCAAGGGCAACACGCCAAAGUAUGGCUUGAUCUACCACGCUUCGGCGAUCGCCCGUGCUGCGCCGAAGAACAAGGGUAGAAUGUCUCGCUUCUUGGCGAACAAGAUCUCCAUCGCCAGCAGAAUCGACUGCUUCAGCGAUGCGCCGUCGACCAAGUUUGGAGAGGUCAUGCACCACCAGGUCGAGGAGAGACUGGUGUUCUACGAGACUGGGAAGCCUGGUCUUGGAAAGAAUUCGGAUGCGAUGAGCAAGGCUUUGAAAGCUAUCGAGGAAGCUGCUGGGGAUUUGAUGGACGAGGACGAUGAUAGCGAUGACGAGGACGCCGCGGUCACUGAGCCUCAGACUAUGCCUGCCGCUGUUGGCGUGACGGAUCCUGCGGAUAAGAAGUCGUCCAAGAAGGACAAGAAAGAGAAGAAGGACAAGAAGGAUAAGAAGUCAAAGAGCAGCGACAAAGCUUCAAAGAAGGUGGAUGUGGAAAAGGCUGCGAAAAAGGCUGCGAAAGAAGCAAAGAAAGCGGCGAAAGCUGAAAAAGUAGAGAAGAAGUCCAAGAAGAGCAAGGCCUGAGAGGCGUUCAGAUGCUCUCCUCGCUGGUUAUCAUUGGCUUCCCAACCUGUCUCGUUCAGCAUUGCCUUCGUUGGUCCGAACCCUUUUUCGUUGUACUUUACAAGCCUCACUCUUUCGAGCUUCCGCCGCGCAAUCAGAUCAAAUCAUGACAUGCCAUUGCCGCGGCGCGCGUACAGAAACGAUGGGGAGGGCUGAGUAAUGUACAAAGGG